UGGUCGAUGCUAGACAUUUUCACUUUGGUCGACAAAAAAACGACAGUUGUUGUCCGCCAACAUGUAGUCUUCGUGUGUACGCCCUUACCAUGCUCAUUACGCCACAUCGACCGCACGCGCGCGCAUACCUUGUGUUCUUGGUGUGUCUUUAUGUGUGUCUGCUAGGUCGUUCGAAAAUAUUUGCCUUUUUUUAACUUCCGUUCUCGUUUCGUUUUGUACGCGCUUUGUGUAUCGUUUUUUUAAUCGGCGGAGCAAAAAGCACUUUGUUCCGCUCAUUUGUUGUUUCCUGCGAACAAUAAAACUCUGCAUCGACGUUAACGUGAUGAGUCAGCGGCCAGUGACGUCACCUGCAAGCAUGUCGUACUUACUGUAUGUCCAGCAUGCUAGUUGUAUGUUUUGCGGUUCAGUGUCCAGCAGUCUAAUUGUAUGCUGUGCAGUUUUGUGUCCAGCAUUGUAGCGCUGUGUCAUAAUUGUGUGUCCAGAAAUCUUGCUAUGCUUUGCAGUACUAUAUGUCCAGCACUCGAACAGUAUGCGUCGCUAUUCUACAUGUCUAGCGCUAUGUGUGUGUCACAGUUGUGUGUCUAGGAGUGUAUUUCUAAGUUGUGCAAUUUUAAAUGUUUUCCAGUCUUGUACUAUAUGUCCAGUAGUCUAGCUCUGUUGUGCAUACAGAAGGCGCUGAUGGAGGAUCAGCUGUCUUGACCACAAAAUAGAAAACUGUUGUGAGGUGUCAGGUUGCACCCACCCACACACACGCGCGCAAACAUGCUUCCUUCACCUGUGGACGAAGCGCACAAGCUGUAGUCAGUGGUUUCCAAAUUUUUCAAACCUGAAACCAUGAGCCCCCUAAUCCUGCACACUUAAAAAACAAAAACCUUUAUCUGAAUUAACUUGAAAUAUUUCACAUGAUUAAUUGGUUAAUUAAUUUGGUAGGUAAUUCCAAACCAAAGAAAAGAGGAGAGUAAUUCACUUUAGUUAAAAAAAUGUUUUCAGAUAAUUAUUAGACCAGAUUCUUUUUUUUUACAAACUGAAAAACAUGUGUUCUUACCUUUUGUUUAUAUAUGAAGUACAUGCAGUCUUUGCUUCUCCAGGAAAAGUUCUGAUACUUUGAUGGAAAAGUCCGAUCACCUCCUGGUGAGUUUGGGUGUAUAGUCCUCCAUCUUGGCAGUCCAAUUCAUUCAUGCACGCCCCCACCUCUUCAGGAUGCAGCGGUAGUGCAAGUGCCUUUAUGUAUUUUAUUGUCUGAUAAGCAAGAAUAAUGAUGUCACAUGUAAAUUAAAGACAUUACACAGGCUGUAGAAAGUCAUGAUGUAUAAUAAAUGUUUUUGCAACAUUCUAAUAAUGGUGACAUGCCAACUCUGCACUCAGACGGUAGGUGAGUCUUGUACAUGGUGGCCUCACCUUAGGUUUCUUCACAGUAUUUGAUCAGGAAAUCUGCAAAUUCAGAAAAAUGCAAUUUUCUUAAUUAAAAAUAAUCAUUUUUAACAUAUUUUCAACAUUUCAAAUGACGAUCACACAGAAAAUGCAUUUAUAAUACAGUUCAAUGGAUAAAUAAUAUUUGUUUUGUUAUUAUUCUUUUUUUUAUAUUUCAUAAUGACAGGUGAGGCCCUGAGCGCACGUCACUUGAUGUAGGGAUCCUUCCAUUUGAAUGGUUUGAAUUUGAACUUCACUUUUUUGUCCACUCGCAAUCGCAGUGCUUUAUGUCUGCAUAUUAAUUGAAUGGGAAAGUUUAACAUGCAUGAUAAGCCAGUAUCCCAAGUACUAAAAUUAGGGCUGAUGUAAGUUUGCUUUAACGGCACCAUUUGUUUUGACAAACGUCCUUGUUUGAGCCUCGGCCCACACCGUAGUUUGACGAAAUGUAGGGGUAGGGUGGCAGAUACUGUAGCUCUCACAGCAAGACCGAAGUUAUUUGGAUCUACUGUGCUUUGAGUUGAGUUGUCACUGAGUACGUACGUCGACUGCCAGCGAGAAGUGACAAGGUGGAGCACUGCUGGUAUUUUUUAAAUUGUCAUUUAUGCAGUGGUACCUUGGCAUACGAGUGUUUUUUAGAUGCGAGCCAUCUCUUGGCUGUUUUUUUGCUUUGAACUGCAAGCUGAAAUUUGUGUUACAAGCUGAUAUUUACCGGCAGGCAUAACCAAGGACAGCUGUUUGGGGGGGGGGGUGUAAAUGUGACCAUGGCUGAAGAUGAGAAUAGAUGUAAAUAGCAUUAGCAGCGCUAACAUUAGAAGAGCACUAGCUAGUCACCGGGAAAGAUUUUCAACACAUCAUCAAAACAUACGUACAUUAUAGCGAUGUAAUUUAUCUUAUUAUGUAUUGUGUAAAACUAUGACAGGAACAACAUCAAAUUAAAAGCACAAAAUGAAUACAGACCCACCAUCCACUAGUACGACCCUGGAGUUUGUUUUUCAGAGAGGUCCAGCGCACAUAUAUGCACUAUAUUAGCACUCGAUGAGGUCAUCAAAUCUUAUCUUUAUGUAUUCACACCUAGUAUCAGCAUUUGGGACCAAAUAUCAGGUGAAAGGGGAAAAAUAUAGUAUAGUAGUCUUAUCAGUGCAGCGUGGGAGAAAGUUAGAAGGUGCGUUCAAGGACCGUCGAACAAAGAGGGACAAGUCGCCGGUAGCAUUAAACAUGCAAAAACGGGGAGAUUUCUAACUGUAUAUUAUUUUUUGAAUAAAAUAAUGGCCCAUAUUUCAAAAAUGUAUAUCCCUUUACAUAAAAUUUGAUAUACGGUAGUUAUUUUAUUUUUGAAGUGUUUUUUUUUUUUUUUUAUCAUUCCCCUUGAACGUUUCCCGUGGCCCAGUGGUUGGGGACCUCUGCCUUGCAGCAUGCUUGAUGUGCUCUUUUACACAUUUGAAAAUACUGCAAGAAUGCCACUCUUAUAGAAUUGGCUUCUUUAUUUUAUAACGUAAGAUUAAUGUCUACAUCAACAAAUGUAACUGUUGAAUCGUAUCGUUUGUACACUGUAUAGAAUUGUAUAAAAUUGUUCUGUUUUUAAAAUAUCAUUUUUCAAUCGGUGUCUUAGCCCGUGUAUCUGGCUGCGUAUCACAUCGUUUACCACAAAGAGAUUUGUAUCCCGACUUAUUAGGGAUGAAAAACUUCUUUCUAUCUGCAUUUCUUGCGAUUUAAUUAUGAGUUAACAUGGACAAAAUAUGAUUAAUCGCAAUUAAAUAUUUUAAUUGAUUGACAGCCCUAACUAAAAUACAUACAACCAGCAAUAAAGGCUUAUUUUUGGGGAAACCCCCACUCUUUCAUCCAGACACACACACACACACACACACACACUCACACACGCUGACAGGCUUUGACCGCUGCGCAGUGUGGGGAUCGGAACACCCAAUAUAAAUGAAUUCUUCAAGAUUAAAAAACUCUUAAUGCGCGACAUAUCAAACUUAGUUAUUUGUUAAUUUAACACACACAGAGCAAUGAACAACUUCAUACUUCAACUUCAUUGUCUCCUUCUUUCUGCUUCAUGCUCUUUGGACUGUGCAGGAUCUGUGAGGCUUUCAGGUGCAAAUGUAAUUGUGAGUGUUAGGCGCAAAUUUUUUUGACCUUUAUUCACAUACCCAAUUUAGGUGGGUUGUAGAUCAUGGUCUUGGUUACCUAGGACAUCCAUCCAUCCAUUUUCUAUGCAGCUUAUCCUAAUUAGGGUCAAGGGGGUAUGCUGGAGCCUAUCCCAGCUGACUUCGGGCGAGAGGCAGGGUACAUACACCCUGGACUGGUCACUAGUCAGUCGCAGGGCACAUAUAGACAAACAGUCAUUCACACUCACAUUCAUACGUAUUGACAAUUUAGAGUUAAACUAACAUGCAUGUUUUUGGAAUGUGGUAGGAAACCAGAGUACCGGAGAAAACCACCUCUGACAUGUCAAGCAAAAUGUUAUAUGCCUUUAUUAGUUAUGUUAGUGGAGCUGAUCAGUUAACAUGGACACUCAGCUAAUGUCUCCUUAUGUGCAGCACGAUGGACAAGAGCCACACGGUGAAGCUCUUUGUGGGCAACCUGGCGUUGGACACCACCCAGGAGGAGCUGUCAGCCAUCUUUGAGCCGUAUGGGCACGUGGUCAGCUGCAGCGUGCUGCGACAGUUCGCGUUUGUACACCUGCAGGGUGAAGGCGCCGCCGAGCGGGCCAUCCGCGAGCUCAACGGACGGGAAUUUCGCGGACGGAACCUGGUGGUGGAAGAAUCGAGGGGACGGCCACUUCACUCCACCAAAGUCUUUGUGGGGAAUCUGAGCGGCAUGUGUACCACAGAGGAUCUCCAGCAGCUCUUUCAGACCUUUGGGAAAGUUCUGGAAUGUGACAAAGUCAAAGCCAGGCAUUCUUCUUCCGUAGGUUAUGCCUUUGUGCAUAUGGAAAACAAAGAAGACGCACUUCAGGCCAUCGAGGCACUUCACGGCACUUCCUUCAAAGGGCGUCCGCUCUCCGUGGAGCUCUCCAAGGUUCAGCCAAGCAAGCAGACACCCACUGGGAAGCUCCCGUGCGUCAACUGUGGGAAGCAGGGCCACUACGCUGGUGAGUGUCCGGUGGGGAAGCCUACGCUGGAGCAGUACCAGAGUCAGGCCGCUGUUCUGGCCGCUGCGGCUGCCGCCGCCGCCGGCCUGCCUCUGCAAGUGCAGCAGAGUGUGCACAACUCGGUGUACAACACAUCCACGUUUGAUCCCACAUACGCCGCCCUGACCGGGAUCUCCACAGGCACGCGCACAGACGGCAACCCUGUGAGCCCGGCUGUAUACGGUGCCCUCGCCAGUCAGGUGUAUGGCGCCAAUGUGGCCAAUCAACUGUACGGAUCAGUGGCCAAUCAGGCAGCUCUGACAUCAGGAGCCGCUCAAGUUUACAGUUCAGUCACCCCUAACCUCUACGGCCAGGUGGCAGCAAAUCCCGCCGCCGCUUACACAACGCCUGUUUACACGCCGACCAUGGCCAACCCCAUCUACCUGGCUGCCGCUCCUGGGAUAGACAUGCCCACAGCUGCGGCGGCGGCAGUCAACCCUGCCUACACAGUUGCGCCGGCGCCCGCUUACGCUCACAUCACCGCCAUGGGUGCAGCAGAUCCUGCAACAGCCAUCUUUGAAGCAGCCAGGCAGGCACAUUAUUUUGCUCAGGGUCAGCAUGUCAUGGCCGAGCAGCAGGCAGCGGCGGCUGCAGUAGCCAAGUCCGGUGAACGAGACCGCAGUCCGCUGCGAAGGACGGCCUCCCUCCUACCAGACCCCAUCAUGAAGCCGUUUAUAUACCAGAGAGCCAAACCACGGCGCUCGCUACUCCCGACACCCGCUGGCCGCACCGCCGAGGAGGCGGCAUCUGAGGUGGCCGAGGACCCUGUAGCAAGGUACUAUGCCGACUACUACCAGCAGCUGCAGCAGUACCCUCAGUUCCAGUACGCCUACCCCUCCCCUGGGGCCGUGACCGCGCUUGCCGGCAUGCCGGCGGUGCCCGCCAUGACCACCCAGCCCGUGGCCACGCUGGAUGCCCUCAGGCCAGUGGUUCCCACCGCCGCGGCUGUGGCAGCCGCCAUGGCCACACCCAGGGUGUAUGAGCCGCCGUUGCCGCCGCCCACACGCAAGGAGUCCAUCCUCCGCCGCCCCGAACUCUCCCUUCACACGCCUGAGCCCCCUUUCCGAUAGUCUGCCCCCACCC
Messenger RNA from Dunckerocampus dactyliophorus (ringed pipefish), 5626 nucleotides. RefSeq names its product RNA binding motif protein 14b (gene rbm14b). The transcript has 3 exons. Gene Ontology annotation, cellular component: cytosol. The coding region runs from base 3943 to 5613 and encodes 556 amino acids. Gene Ontology annotation, molecular function: zinc ion binding; mRNA binding. The record is from RefSeq and is a predicted model, not a curated record. NCBI's taxonomy places the organism in Eukaryota, Metazoa, Chordata, Actinopteri, Syngnathiformes, Syngnathidae.